GAAUGCGGCCUCCUCUUCUUCAAACCCAAACCCUAAAAUAAACACUACCAUAACAAAACCAAGUACUCCGUAAUUGACAGCCAGAAAUAAUCGAAACAGUAACAGAACGAUGACACUAGCAAUCCAAACUGUCUUGAAUUUGGUCCCUGAUUUCACUUUAAUUUCUGGAUUGCAGAGAGAGAAGUGAGAGUUUGGAUUUGGGUCUCCGUCUAUUUGGUUCGAGAGUCCGAGGGUUCUGUUCUUAGGUAAGUGCAGGCUGAGCGAAGUGAGAGUUUUCUGGGUUCCGGUAGUGGGAAUUUUUUUUCUUUUUUUGUAAACGACCAUGCAUAAGUUCGAAUUUGAAGGUGAAGGAACAAAAUUUCGUCUAUAACCCACCUUCCAGCUAGCAAUACAAAGAGGAUUUCUGUUCAACCUCAGGUGUGGGAUGGACAAUUUUCGGCAGCAGAAGGUACAGAAAUUUGAGGAAUUUGUUGAUCACCGCCUUAAACCAGAUCUUGUUCAUGCAAUUGCUGAACGGGAUAAAGUUUUUGAACAACAAAAGGUUUUGUAUCCUUUAUCUGGUUUCUCUGAAUUCUUGUUGGUUGGGAUACAUGGCUUGGUUUCUUUUUCCUUUUACCUGAAAUUUUCUUGGGGUUACAUAUGAAAUGAUUUUUCCAUCUUGAUGUUUUCAUUGAUUUUCUUGAAGACAAUUUUGUAAAAAAUUUUGCAUUACAAGGCUUCAUUUGUGUAAUAGGGUAGUAAAUUGCAUAUAAUGAUGAACAAUAUAAAGUAUUGUGAAUCUUUCCUGCUUUGAAUAAAAAAACAUUUUUUAGUUUAUUGUUCUUUUCAAGUUGAUGUUAAUUUGAAGCAAUUCAACCUUUUGUUUGCUUUACUGACAUUUUAGAAAAUUUUUUUUUUUAUUUACUUUUGCAUUAACUUCUCCAAUAUUGAAAAAGAGACUUAAUGUGUAUGAAUCUUCAUGACCUAUUUGAAGAUCCUUGUUUAUUUUAGUUUACUUUGACCAAUGGUCUUGUAGCUCAGAUUUGCGAAGGAACAUAGAAAAUUUAGAAAAAAAUAGUGUGACCAGUCUUCAGACAUUGGUCAAUCUUGGAUCAGAAGUCUACAUGCAAGCAGAAGUACCAGAUACACAAUGUAUUUUUGUGGAUAUUGGCCUAGGUUUUCAUGUGGAGUUCACAUGGUCAGAAGCUUUGAACUUCAUAUCAUUGAGGGAAGAAAAGUUAGCAAGGCAAGUAGAGGAGUAUACUCAGCUAAUUGCAUCAAUUAAAGCUCAAAUUAAGAUGGUUUGUGAAGGAAUUCGAGAAUUGCUUGAGAUUCCAGCAGAGAGAUCUGUACAAGAGCGCAUUUUUUAGUAUUUAUAACUUGAAUAUGUAAUCUGUUCCUCCAUUUCGUUCAUUAUUUAUUUCUGGUCUUCCUUGAGAAUUAAGCUUUUGUUAUUGUACCUUUUGGAUGUAAAAUCCUUGAGUAUUAAGCUUUAUUUUCUUCAACUCGUUAAAUCUUGCUGAUUGAUUUUCUUUCUUUUUCUUUUUCUUUUUCUUUUUUGUUUUUUUUGGGCCAUGCCGUAAACAAAAAGCUAUGUUCACU
Molecule: messenger RNA, 1581 nt
Organism: Rubroshorea leprosula
Lineage: Eukaryota; Viridiplantae; Streptophyta; Magnoliopsida; Malvales; Dipterocarpaceae
Source: the annotation of a GenBank genome assembly